AUGAGAAGAAGCCUAGGAAAGCACUGUGCCCACCACAAUGAGGAUGGACACUUGACUCAGGGAUGCAGAGCCCUGAAGACACAUUUGGAAGACCUGGUAAGACAGGGUCACUUAAGGGACCUGUUAGAUAAGGCCAGAACAAGGGAAGAGCAAGCAAGGUUGUCCCAAGCACUGACAGUACCACCUUCACUAGCACCACAACCGCAAGAAGACGGAUCUCGAGUGAUCAAUGUGAUUCACUCGAAGGUCAAUGAAAACGAGGUCCAGCAAAAGAGGCCUAGGGUAGAUGAAGGACCAAUGGUGUUCUUUACUGAAACCGACUUAGACAUGGUACAACAUCCAGACAAUGAAGCUCUGGUGAUAUCCUUGAAGAUUGAAGAAUGCCAGAUAAGGCGCAUUCUGGUUGACCAAGGCAGUUUUUAUGACAUCAUGUAUGUUAGACGUUACAAAGAGCUCGGUCAUUACCAAGAUGAUCUAGAGCAAUCCAACAGUCCAAUGGUCGGGUUCAAUAGAAUGCCGACAUGGCCCCUAGGAGCAAUAAGUUUGGAGGAGCAAGUAGGCACCAAGAAGAGCAUGAAAUUGAGGAAAUCAGAGGAGAUCAAGUGUAGGCAAAGAAUUGCUCCACGGCAGCAAUAA
Camellia sinensis is the source of this 636-nucleotide messenger RNA. Lineage: Eukaryota; Viridiplantae; Streptophyta; Magnoliopsida; Ericales; Theaceae. The record is from RefSeq and is a predicted model, not a curated record.